AAUCAGUUGUUCGUUUCACAGUGUGUAGAAGAGUACUUCGUAACUUUAAUUUGCAUAUUGUCACAUCCUAAUAGAAGUUAUCGCCUGCAAAAAUGUAUCGCAGCAAAGCGCAUAUCUAUCUGGCAGUAAUUUUGGGAAUAUUGUGCCAAAAUACCAAUGCCCAAUUCGAUCCGAACUAUGUGGACGGAAAGACUACUAUGGUACAUCUUUUCGAAUGGAAGUGGGAUGAUAUCGCUGUAGAAUGUGAAAACUUCCUGGGUCCCAAAGGUUAUGGAGGUGUUCAGGUUUCGCCAGUAAACGAGAAUGUCGUUGUGUCCAAUCGUCCGUGGUGGGAACGUUACCAACCCAUCUCAUACCUGCUGACCACACGUUCGGGCAACGAACAACAAUUCGCGGAUAUGGUGAGACGCUGUAACAAUGCCGGUGUUCGAAUCUUUGUAGAUGUCGUAUUCAAUCACAUGUCCGGCGAUAAUGUUGAUGAGCGCGGCACAGGUGGCUCUACGGCCGAUCCGAGUAACAAAAGUUUUCCAGCUGUGCCGUAUUCGAGCACAGAUUUCCACGACACUUGCACUAUUAACGACUACAAUAAUAAGUAUGAGGUGCGUAACUGUGAACUCUCCGGUUUGAAGGACUUGGAUCAAAGCAAAUCAUGGGUACAAGAUCGUGUAGUCGACUUUCUCAACAAACUUGUUGGCCUGGGUGUGGCUGGUUUCCGUGUCGACGCUGCCAAGCAUAUGUGGCCGACCGAUCUCGAGGUAAUCUACAAUCGUGUUAGCAAUUUAAGCGUUGAUCACGGUUUUCCCACCGGUACGCGCCCUUUCAUAUUCCAAGAAGUUAUAGAUUUGGGUGGUGAGGCUGUAUCCAAAAAUGAAUACACACACAUGGGUGUGGUCACUGAAUUCGCACACUCUAACUCGAUUGGCAGAGUAUUCCGUGGCAAGGAUCAAUUGCGUUGGCUAGUGAACUGGGGUCCAGAGUGGAAUUUCCUUAACUCAGACCGUGCACUGAUUUUCGUAGACAAUCACGACAAUCAACGUGGACAUGGCGCUGGUGGUGCAGAUAUCCUCAACUAUAAGACAUCGAAGCAAUAUAAAAUGGCCAGCGCUUUCAUGUUGGCUCAUCCAUACGGUAUUACGCGUGUCAUGUCGUCGUUUGCAUUCGACAACACCGAUCAAGGUCCACCAACAACGGACGGUAAUAGCAUUGCCAGUCCUAUAUUCAAUGCUGAUAAUUCCUGUAGCGGUGGUUGGGUAUGUGAACAUCGUUGGCGUCAAAUUUACAACAUGGUUGGCUUCAGGAACAUCGUGGCUGGCACAAAUUUGCAAAACUGGUGGGAUAAUGCCAGCAACCAGAUCGCCUUCUGUCGCGGCAACAAAGGUUUCGUGGCAAUUAAUGGCGAUGCUGCUGAUCUUAACACUUCGCUACAGACCUGUCUGCCGGCGGGCACUUACUGUGACAUCAUCUCCGGCGACAAAGCAGGCUCUAGUUGCUCUGGCAAGCGUGUGAUCGUCGGCUCAGAUGGACGCGCUAAUAUUUCUAUUGGUCAAAAUGAAGAAGACGGCAUGCUAGCCAUACAUAUUGAGUCCAAAUUAUGAACAGGUGCUAAUUUGAUCAUAUUAACGAAAUUAUUACUCGAAAUUUAGAAUAAUAAAAGGUUGAAAUUUGUUUUAUGUACUACUUUUA
Bactrocera tryoni is the source of this 1683-nucleotide messenger RNA. RefSeq names its product alpha-amylase A-like. NCBI's taxonomy places the organism in Eukaryota, Metazoa, Arthropoda, Insecta, Diptera, Tephritidae. Gene Ontology annotation, molecular function: cation binding; alpha-amylase activity. The transcript is spliced from 3 exons. Gene Ontology annotation, biological process: carbohydrate metabolic process. The record is from RefSeq and is a predicted model, not a curated record. Bases 93 to 1595 code for a protein of 500 amino acids.